AUGCACCCCGUUCCUCUAUUAUUGUCCCAGCCAUGGCCCCCGAGUGAAGAGAAUAGAUUCCGUAGAGGGAAACACUAACAUACGCAGCGUUAGUGCACGAUAAUAAUAAUGCUCCGAUUCCGACCCAUCCUCCCCAAACCUACCACGGAGAGUGAGCUUUCUGUUACCAACCAAAACGUCGUCGUUUCUAAACGGAGAGCGAAAAGGAAAUACGUUAGGGUUCGAAGGAACAAUAAUGGUAAAUCUUCAAAGAGAUUGGGAAAACGAGAAGAACAAACGGGCUCGCCGGCGCCAGAACACGCGGCGGCGCUUGUGACGCUGCAGCUGAUGCCGGAGCGCGGUGAGGUUUCCGGAGUUUCACGGUGUAAUAGGAACGUUGAUCUUGAUGACCUAACCGUGGAGGAAAUACGAGAUAUGGAAAAUCUAAAAUCGCCGUGCGCGACGGCGGUGGCGGCGGAGGUUGGUGUGGUGGAGUCGUGGGUGACGGUGGAGAGCGUGACGUGCACGUGCAUGGGUGAAGGAGAAGGGUUAGGUUGUACGGACGUUGAGAAGGUGAAGAAUCUAGAAACUGACACGUGUCCAGGGUUUGUAUCGGACGGUUGUUAUAAGGUGCGGUGGGUGAACGACGCGUACAAGAGGAUGGUGAUGGGUGAGGAGCCAUGGCCUGAGAUUGUGGUGUGGUUGAAGGUGAAGGAUAGUGUUGAGUGGUGUUGUUAUUCGUACCCGGCGUUCACUUGCGGGGUGAGGUUACAGUACACGUGGCGGAACGAGAAGUGCACGAAGAUGGUGCCUUGUGAUGUUUGGAGAUUGGACUGUGGUGGUUUUGCAUGGAAGCUAGACGUGAAAGCUGCGCUUAGCUUGGGUCUCUGAAAAAUCACAUAGAUACACGAAUGUGUACAUAUAUAAGGUAUUGUUAUGGUUAAAGUUG
This is a messenger RNA of Gastrolobium bilobum, 928 nucleotides long. RefSeq lists its product as uncharacterized. Bases 109 to 870 code for a protein of 253 amino acids. The transcript has a single exon. Lineage: Eukaryota; Viridiplantae; Streptophyta; Magnoliopsida; Fabales; Fabaceae. The record is from RefSeq and is a predicted model, not a curated record.